Engraulis encrasicolus (European anchovy) is the source of this 2654-nucleotide messenger RNA. RefSeq names its product crooked neck pre-mRNA splicing factor 1 (gene crnkl1). Lineage: Eukaryota; Metazoa; Chordata; Actinopteri; Clupeiformes; Engraulidae. The transcript is spliced from 14 exons. The record is from RefSeq and is a predicted model, not a curated record. Bases 146 to 2536 code for a protein of 796 amino acids. Gene Ontology annotation, cellular component: Prp19 complex; post-mRNA release spliceosomal complex; precatalytic spliceosome. Gene Ontology annotation, biological process: mRNA splicing, via spliceosome; spliceosomal complex assembly. Gene Ontology annotation, molecular function: protein binding.
ACGACGUACGUCAUACGUUUGCAAAAUUGCAAUGGCGGAAACCUCACGCCUCGGAUGAUACAUGCGAGUUUUUUUAGUUUCUGAAACACGCAGCUGUUUGUUUCUUUGCUAGUGUAGUAUUUCUGUUGUCUACCAAAAUUGAAAAAUGGCGUCUACCGCCGCAGGAAAACAGAGGAUUCCAAAAGUGGCCAAGGUUAAAAACAAAGCCCCGGCCGAAGUUCAAAUCACAGCUGAGCAGCUGUUGAGGGAGGCGAAAGAGAGAGAACUUGAGCUUCUGCCACCGCCCCCAAAACAAAAGAUCACAGAUGAAGAAGAGUUAAAUGACUACAAGUUAAGAAAGCGAAAGGCUUUUGAGGACAACAUCAGGAAAAACCGAACUGUCAUCAGCAACUGGAUAAGAUACGCAGAAUGGGAGGAAAGCUUGAAAGAAGUGCAGAGGGCUCGGUCUAUCUUCGAGCGUGCUCUGGACGUAGACCAUCGAAACAUCACCCUGUGGUUGAAAUAUGCCGAAAUGGAGAUGAAGAACCGCCAAGUGAACCAUGCACGCAACAUCUGGGACAGAGCCAUCACCAUUUUACCCCGUGUCAACCAGUUCUGGUACAAGUACACUUACAUGGAGGAGAUGCUUGGGAACGUGGCCGGCUGUCGGCAGGUGUUUGAGAGAUGGACAGAGUGGGAGCCCGAGCUGCAGGCAUGGCAUUCCUACAUCAACUUUGAGUUGCGCUACAAGGAAGUGGAGAAGGCCCGCACCAUCUAUGAGCGAUUCGUUAUUGUGCAUCCAGAGGUCAAGAACUGGAUAAAAUAUGCCCACUUUGAGGAAAAGCAUGGCUACAUCACCCAUGGGAGGAAGGUGUUUGAGAGAGGGGUGGAGUUUUUUGGAGAGGAGCACGUGGACGAGAAUUUAUAUGUGGCUUUCGCAAGGUUUGAGGAGAAACAGAAGGAGUUUGAACGAGUGCGAGUCAUUUACAAGUAUGCCUUGGACCGGAUCCCCAAGCAGCAAGCUCAGGAGCUCUUUAAGAACUACACCAUGUUUGAGAAGAAGUUUGGCGACAGGAGAGGAAUCGAGGAUGUCAUCGUCAGCAAAAGAAGGUUCCAAUACGAGGAGGAAGUCAAGGCCAAUCCACAUAAUUAUGACGCCUGGUUUGACUACCUGCGUCUGGUGGAGAACGAUGCUGAGCCGGAUGCGGUGCGAGAGGUGUACGAGAGGGCCAUCGCCAACAUGCCGCCCAUCCAGGAGAAGAGGCACUGGCGACGCUACAUCUACCUGUGGAUCAACUACGCCCUCUAUGAGGAGCUGGAGGUCAAGGACCCCGAAAGGACAAGGCAGGUGUACCAAGCAUGUCUGGACCUCAUCCCACACAAAAAGUUCACAUUUGCCAAGAUGUGGCUGCUCUACGCCCAGUUUGAAAUCCGUCAGAAAAAUCUUCAAGGCGCUCGCCGUGGCCUGGGAGCAGGCAUCGGUAAGUGUCCCAAGAACAAACUGUUCAAAGGCUACAUCGAGCUGGAGCUGCAGCUGCGAGAGUUUGACCGCUGCAGGAAGCUGUACGAGAAGUACCUGGAGUACAGCCCCGAGAACUGCACCACCUGGAUCAAGUUCGCCGAGCUGGAGACCAUCCUGGGAGACACGGAGAGGGCCAGGGCCAUAUUCGAGCUGGCCAUCGGGCAGCCCCGCCUGGACAUGCCUGAGGUGUUGUGGAAGUCCUACAUUGACUUUGAAAUUGAGCAAGAGGAGUACGACAACACGAGAGAACUUUACAAGAGGCUCCUGCAGCGCACGCAGCACGUCAAGGUCUGGAUCAGCUACGCCCAGUUCGAGCUGUCCAUCGACAGCGGGGAGCGUGUGCAGCGCUGCCGGCAGAUCUACGAGGAGGCCAACAAGGGCCUGCGGAGCUGCGAGGAGAAGGAGGAGCGGCUGAUGCUGCUGGAGUCCUGGAGGGACUACGAGCAGGAGUUUGGCUCCAUGGUCACGCGGGAGCGCGUCAGGAAGCUGCUGCCAGAGAAGGUCAAGAGGAGGAGGAAGCUCACCGCCGAGGACGGGUCGGAUGCAGGGUGGGAGGAGUACUACGACUACAUCUUCCCAGAAGACACUGCCAACCAGCCCAACCUCAAGCUACUCGCCAUGGCCAAGAUGUGGAAGAAGCAACAGCAUCAGGAGGACGAGGAUCAUGGAGAAGAAAUGGGACGGGCCCAGGAGGAGGAGGAGAAUGGAGGAGAGGAGGAGGAGGAAGAAGAGAAUGGAGGAGAGGAGGGUGACACUGAGCCUCGUCCCCAAGCUGUACUCCGCCAGCCCAUGGUACUGCCCCCCGUCACAGCAGAAGGGGUACCAGCAGAGAACACGUAUGACGAUCGAGAUGAUGUGGAGAGCACCAGCAGUGAAAGUAGUACUAGCAGCGAUAGUGACUCUGAUGAUGGGGAUGACGAUAAAGAAAACGACCAAGGGAAGAGGAAGAGGGAGGACAACAAUGACAAAGACGACGAUGGCGAGGAGGAGGAGAAAGAGAAAAAGAAAAGGAGACCUAGUUCAGAAGAUGACUAAUUUUUAACAACUUUUGUUUUUUUUCUUACCCUCGUCCAUUAGCUUUUUGGGGACUCUCUGAGCAGCUGAUCAAGUGUAUUUUUAUGUUUUACAAGAAAAUAAAUAAAACAAAUGGAGG